AAUAGUACCCAAAAGGUCUACUAUAAUGUUUGAUCAAGAUGAUGAUGCAGAUAAAAUUAGUUUUAAUGUUGGUGGUGUAAAAUUUGAAACGUUCGCCACUACGCUACUUAAUAUUGCUGAUACUCGAUUAUCUUGGUUGGCGGAAAAUCAUCUCCAGGAUGGAAAAACAAAUCGAAAAGAAUACUUUUUUGACCGACAUCCUGGAGUGUUUGUUCACAUCUUAAAUUUUUACCGGACGGGAAAGCUUCAUACACCUACGGAUGUUUGUGGGCCACUUUUUAGUGAAGAAUUGCAGUUUUGGGGAAUUGACGAGAAGCAAAUGGAGCCUUGUUGUUGGGGCAGAUUUACCAAACAUAGAGAGGCCGAGGAAGUUCUCAGUACAUUUGAGGGACCUUGUUUUGAAGAUCUAAGCAGAGAGCGUAAAACUUCUUUUUUAUCAUUAAAGACAGGAUAUUUAAAUAAGAAACUUUCUUGCAUUUGGAAAAUAAUGGAUGAUCCAUUCUCAUCAGAACUUGCUAAGAAGUUCUCUUAUCUUUCGUGUAUGAUGAUUUGUGUUUCAAUAGCUGCAUAUUGCAUUAGUACAGAAGCAAUUUUCAAACAGAAUAAAGUUAUAAAGAAGAUACUAGACAGUAUUGAGUAUAUAUGCCUGAUAUUUUUUACAUUUGAACUAUUAAUACGUGUUAUUGUUUGUCCCCAAAAAAAAGUUUUUUUUAAAAACUACGUAAGUUGGUUAGAUUUUGCAUCGAUUAUUCCGCCGUACUGUUCGCUGAUAUUUCCUCAAUUUUAUCCUCAGCUAAUCGAAAACCUGGUAAUAAUUCGCUUAUUAAGAGUAAUAAAGUAUUUUAAACUUUCGUAUGGUCUGCAAGUUUUUAUGAAAACACUAAAGUCCAGUUCACACGAGCUUACUCUACUUUUUUUUUUGCUACUUAUUCCGGUCAUUAUUUUUUCAAGUCUUGUAUAUGCUGUUGAAAUAAAUAUUCACGGAAACAGCACUAAAAAUCAAUUCACAUCAAUACCAACUGCGUUCUGGUGGUGUGUAAUUACAAUGACCACAAUUGGAUACGGCGAUAUUGUUCCAGUCACGUGGUUAGGCAAAAUAUUCGGAUCAAUCUGUGCUGUAAUUGGAGUGCUUAUAGUGGCUCUACCAAUCUCCAUAAUUGGAAGUAAUUUUAGUGUGUACUAUGCUCAUGUUAAAGCUCGAAUGAAUUUGCCUCAAAAGAAUCGACGUUUGUUAGAAGGAAAUCUCCGAGGCUUGCUAAGACAACCAUUGUCUUUAUCAUCGAGAGAUAGAGAUCGUCGAACUAUCAAGAGACAAGGUAUUGAUCGAUUGAAUAAUAAUGCAAUACGAAGGAAAGAAAAUAACUCUUCGCCGCAAUUUAUAGAUAUGCAAAUGAAACGGAAGUUUGCUUUUGAAAGAAUAACUAGUGACCAUCUUGGAAGCACUGAUACAGCAUUUACUUUGAGCCUUCAAAGUUUAACUGAACAAAAACCAAACUCGGGCCAAAAAAAUGUCAUAUGUGAUAAAAAAUAUACUUUUGUAAAACAGGUUUCAGAUUCGGACCUUGUAGAAAAAAAUCGAACUUCUACAUUUGAAAGUAACGUUUAUCAAGAGAGCUGUGAGAAAAUAAAUGAAAAAACAACGACGGUUUUGUCAAAUAAAUUAACAGAUAAAAGAAACUCUGAUACAGAAAAGUAUGACGAAAAAAGUGACCAGUCCCGACCAGACCAGACCAGAAAAGAAACAAUGAACGGAUUGUCACACGCUGAUACGAGUCCCUCAAACUCAAUUAAUAAAACAUUUUCAAAUGAUGAAUAUUUUACAGAUAGUUUACCAAAAAUAUGUGUAUCCGUAGAAAAUCCUUACCAUUCGAACGAGUGCAAUAGCUGUAGAGAAUUAAAUUUUUUAAAAGAAGACGAUAACUUCAAAAAAUUGUCUGCGUCUCGUUGCUCGCAAAGAAGCAAAAGCUUAAAUAGCAUGGAUGAACCGCACUAUGAUAACCAAACCGAUCGCAUCAGUUUCAAAAACAGUCCAUGUCAAUCUUCACACUCGAUCAAUAAUUUAGAAACAAAUAAAUUGUGUUUACCAUUUCAUAUUUCUAAAACUAAACCUGAACUUGGGGUAUUUGAUCCAACAGAUAUUGAAGAAACAGAAGUGUUUCGGCGUCAUUCAAUGUUGAGAAUAGAGGAUUACUAUAAUUUUCCUUGCGUUAAAAACAGAGAUAUUCCAAUAUUUAAGGAUUUCUUUACAGUUAAUCAAUGAUUUGUAAUAUAUACUUAUAAUUUUGUUAAAUUAUUUUGAAA
Messenger RNA from Hydra vulgaris (swiftwater hydra), 2301 nucleotides. RefSeq names its product potassium voltage-gated channel protein Shaw. Lineage: Eukaryota; Metazoa; Cnidaria; Hydrozoa; Anthoathecata; Hydridae. Gene Ontology annotation, molecular function: delayed rectifier potassium channel activity; protein binding. The record is from RefSeq and is a predicted model, not a curated record. Gene Ontology annotation, biological process: protein homooligomerization; potassium ion transmembrane transport. Gene Ontology annotation, cellular component: membrane; voltage-gated potassium channel complex.